AUGACGAACAACAGUGGCGAAGACGAGUGCUUGCGCAAGUCGGUGGUGGACUCGAUUGUUCUGGCGCUCGAGAAGCUGUCGGGCUCCGAUGUGGACCACGCGGCAACGAUCAACAUAGCAUUCAACCUGCUGGACGUGCUGAAGUCGGUGAACAAUCGGUUCGAUCUGACGGUGGUGGAGGCGGCAAACCGGCGCGACGUUCUCAGUCCGGUGCUACUGGCACUGCGUGACCGGCCGGACCUUGCGCCGCUGGAUCUCUUUGCGUGUCUCUUUGCGUACUGCUCGGUGAUCAACGCGUUGCAGCCACUGGUGGUGAAGUUCGUGCAGGCGUGGAACAAAGACGACUACCUACGCGAGGCGCUGGCCCGUUCGGCGGCGGGUAGCCCGCGCACGACAGAGAAACUCGGGUUUUAUUCGGUGAUCUCGUACCUCGAGAACUUCCACACGCUAGACCACAAGUCCCUGUCAUACUUGAAUCUGCAACUGGAGCGGGUCCUUGUAGACCACUGGUUGCCGCUCUGGGCCAGCUACCUGAAGGCAGGUAGCGCGACCAAUCUGCAGCAGUGGAUAGUCCAAGAGAGGUUUCUGCUCCGUAUACACGACGAGUCUGUCCAGGACUUCAUCAUUGCGCUCAAGUGCCAGGAUGUGGAACAAUGGCACCACUUAGCCGCGUUAAACAUGAGUUCUUGGAACUACUUCAUAUACAUGACUUCCAAUCGGUUUCUAAGGUUCUCGGACUCACAGAUCAAUCAGCCCAGCUUCAAGGAAUUUGCCCUAGGUUUUCUCACCAAGUGCGUCGGUAACGACAGCUUCACCCUACUACAUACCGAUCCGAAGUUCAAGUUCCAAGUGUUGAUGGAGGUGCUAGACCAUUCAGAGAUGAACUUUUUUCAAGAACCACAUUUGAUGAAUCUCCUAAAAAUCGCAUUGUCCCAAUUCUAUGUGAUUGUGCGCGACAACUCGGCGGAUGACAUUACAAAUUUGCAUUUACAGUUGGGAGAGCUGGGGACAACACAGAGUUUACCCGCCUUGAUCAAUAUGCUAUUGUUUGUUGUGGCGCGUUUCUUGAUUAACGUUGGUAAUGUAACGGAGGCAGGUGUAAAUCAGCAAAACGACACGAAUUGGUUCAAACGCUAUGAUAAGCAUGUGAUUCCGUCCAGUUUUCACCGCCUGCUUCCGCAGCUGCCACCGAUUUCAAAGUCGUUGUUUGCCUUCGACUACACAUCUACCUAUCUGCCCUCAAACAUAAUCACAAACUAUUCGCAAAUAAUCACAAAUUUGUUGGACUCCCUUAUACUGUUACUCUCCAUCAACCGAUCCUUACUAGUUUUCUAUCAUGAGUCGCAGCUGGGCUCGCUACAUUUUAUGGACUACGGCAGUAGCAACGUUGAAAACAGUAACGAGAACGAAGCCUUCCAAGGUAUUGAAAAUGACACUAGCUUACAAUUUAUGGAACUAUAUUAUAUCCCCCUUGUUACGGCCUUGCUGCUCUCGGACCAACUGCUGGAAUCUCCAGCGGACUCACCGAAGUUGGUGUCUCCAAAAUUGCCACAGAUCAAUGGCAGAUUACUCUUUAUUCACGUUUUAAAGUGUUUGGAACAGUUGAUCGACAACCACGGCAGUUCCGCAUUGUAUCAUUUGAUAAAAUUCCUCUCUAUGGUUUCCAUCGAAGACCUCUCUAUCCAAAAGAAAUCCAUUCUAUUGCUAAAUCAUUUAUUCUUCCAUGGUGACAGCGACCAUAUCCUGCAACUAUGCUUACAAAAUGAGUUGACAACACAGCCAUUAAACGACUAUAUCAGUUUGUGGAAUGAUGGUAGCAAAACUUACGGACUCUUCUUCACGCAGGUGUUCAAAAGAAAACAGCCGGAAGUCUCUGUCGUCUCUAAAACUUAUGGCGAUCUUCUUCGGCUAAUUCCGGAGUACAAGCCGCCGGCCUACGGCGCAGCAUCGUCGUCCACAGCCGUUCCCCUAUCCAUACCCAUGCACAGUUCUCCCCCGGAUACCCUAAUGAUGGACACUAUCCCCUUGCAAACCCCAACAGUGAAUAAGCCCAAAUUUAACACUAAUGCCACUUCUUUUAUCCCACAGAACAUGAACAUGGCGACUCCGUCAAGACACUCGCCAUCCAACUCCGUUGCCCUGCCUCCACAGCCCCCAUCCACGCUGUACGCGACUUUCCCCUCCCCCAUGCUGUUUGGAUCCGGAAACUCCGCGAUGACGCAGCUCCCCACCCCGAUCACAGAAAGCUACGCGCAGUCGACUUCCUUCUACAUCCCUCAACAGACGAUCGUCAGACCAACUCCGACAAGGCACAGCAGCUACCCCUCCAUGCCGACAAGCAAUUCCACUGGCUCCUCUACGGCUUCGAACGCAACGGGCACUCCUCAACACCAGAGAACAUGGCAGCCGCCCACCGGGACCCCCACCGGGCCCUCUUCCUACGGGCAGCAGCAGCAACAAUCCCCUUCUUUCAUGACAUCUACGGGCGCAGGCAAGUUGGUAAACAGCGGUAAAAACUACAUUCUGGGUGGCCACAACAGGGCAGUUAACAAUAGCAGGUCGCAAAGCAUACACGUCGAUGAGUUUGAAAAGAUGCAGAUAUAA
This is a messenger RNA of Eremothecium gossypii ATCC 10895, 2604 nucleotides long. RefSeq names its product Vir1p (gene VIR1). The record is from RefSeq and is marked provisional. NCBI's taxonomy places the organism in Eukaryota, Fungi, Ascomycota, Saccharomycetes, Saccharomycetales, Saccharomycetaceae. Bases 1 to 2604 code for a protein of 867 amino acids. The transcript has a single exon.